GUUGUUGGUUUCUGUUGUCAUGUUGAUUAGUUGUCAGGUAUUUUAGAGGUUAGGUAUCUGUAACAGACAGGUCAAUAAAAGUACGUAGGACUAGGCCUACUAUUACUAACAUAAGUUAAGUAAUUUUUUUACAUAUUUUCAUCGACUUUCAUAUGAAAUGACUGUGUCCAAAAUGGGGAAAUCUAGAUUAGAAAUCAAUUUUCGUCGUUUGCUCUCCAGAUGCGAAUUAAUGGCCAAAGACAAUCCUUCUGAUGACUGGAGACUUGAAACGUUCAUUGCAAACUUGGAAGAAAUGUUAAGUGAAAUGGACAAAUCUCCAAAUGCUCCAAAUAAGGAGACAUUAUCCAGUUAUGUAAGAAGAUUAGAGUUCCUCAAAGGCCUCAUGGACACAAACACUAUCACUAACCCUAUUGAGAAGGUGUUUGCAGCUCAGCAUCUGAACCCCAGUCCUGAUAGUGUAUCAAAGGAAACUCACCAGAAAACUGUCACAAAAUACACUAGGGAAUUAAGAGAUGAACUCUUUGGUGACUCAGGACUCAGACAAAGACAGAUGGAAUCGUCAGAUGAUAUGGAUUCACUAUUGAAACACCAUAACAACAUGCACGAGAAAAUAGCAGAGAAUAUGCUCAGCCUAGCGAGAAAUAUGAAAGAGAAAUCUCAGCUUGCGGGAGAAAUAAUAAAAAAGGAUAUCCAGGUGGUGGAAAAGUCAUCUCAUCUGGCAGAAAAGAAUUUCUCACAACUGAGGGUGGAAUCAGAACGUCUUCAAGAGCACAGUCGACGAGCCUGGAAAUGUUGGAUGUGGAUAAUGUUGGUGGUCGUCAUUGUCAUAUUUAUAAAUAUGGUGCUAUUUAUGAAGGUUAUGAAGAAAAGAAAAUACUGAACUUCUUCUAAUUAAAUAUUGUACAUUUUUACAUCAAUGAAGUAUUGUAAUUUAUUUUUGACA
Macrosteles quadrilineatus (aster leafhopper) is the source of this 943-nucleotide messenger RNA. RefSeq names its product vesicle transport protein USE1 (gene Use1). Gene Ontology annotation, molecular function: SNAP receptor activity. The transcript has 7 exons. NCBI's taxonomy places the organism in Eukaryota, Metazoa, Arthropoda, Insecta, Hemiptera, Cicadellidae. Bases 158 to 880 code for a protein of 240 amino acids. The record is from RefSeq and is a predicted model, not a curated record. Gene Ontology annotation, cellular component: SNARE complex; endoplasmic reticulum. Gene Ontology annotation, biological process: retrograde vesicle-mediated transport, Golgi to endoplasmic reticulum.